UGCUGGUACUGGCCGCCAGCCAAAAGCAGCGCGUGGGGCGGCAGCGACGCGCCGACGCCUCACCUCACCUCGUCUCGCCUCCCGCUCCGCCUCCCGCUCCCGUCCGCGCCGCGGGGUUUUUGUAGAAGGAGGAGGAGGAGGGGCGUCAUGGCGGAGAAGGAGGAGUCGACGUCGAUCCCGCUCAGCCAGGCGGCGGAGGCGGUUGACCCGGAGGACCCGGCCAAGUCGCCGCCGCGGCCCAGCUCGCCCAGCACCUCCACCCGAAAGGCAUGCUGCGCUGUUCUUCAAAGUUGGGUGUCAAGAAAAUUUAUGACUGGAUGUGUAGUGCUGUUUCCUGUUGCUGUCACGUUCUUCAUCACAUGGUGGUUUAUUCAAUUUGUUGAUGGUUUUUUCAGCCCACUAUAUGCAAAACUUGGAAUCAACAUAUUUGGUCUUGGUUUUUUGACUUCUCUGGUAUUCAUUUUUCUGGUUGGAAUAUUUGUUUCUUCUUGGGUGGGCGCAUCCAUCUUCUGGGUUGGAGAAUGGUUUAUAAAGAAAAUGCCAUUUGUACGGCACAUAUAUUCUGCAUCAAAGCAAGUCAGCACUGCCAUUUCACCAGAUCAAAAUACAACGGCUUUUAAAGAAGUUGCGAUAAUUCGUCAUCCACGUAUUGGUGAAUAUGCUUUUGGAUUCAUAACAUCAACAGUUGUUCUUCAGACUGAUAAAGGUGAUGAAGAACUGUGUAGUGUUUAUGUGCCAACAAAUCAUCUAUACAUUGGUGACAUAUUUCUGGUGAACUCUGAAGAGAUAAUCAGACCUAAUUUAUCCAUUCGGGAAGGAAUUGAAAUAAUUGUUUCGGGAGGAAUGACCAUGCCACAGGUGAUCGCGUCGCUUGAACCCACCCCACGGAAGAGCCAGAGUAUCCGUCUAAAUAGAAUAAUGACAUAAUGUCAUAGUACAAGAGACCAACACGGGUCGUGUAAUGUGUGGGCCGCUGUGAGAUUGGUGCUCUGACCAUUGCUGUGUUCAUCUUGCCGUUUCUGUUGUGUUAAAAUGUGAUGGCUGGAAAGGUGAACACGACGUGAGACUGAUCGAGCCGUCUUCGCGCUCUUAGUGUUCCAUUAGCUGGUGGAAGCACCAUAUCGAUGCUCAGCAACAGUACUGGUUGCGCUACUCUUUGCUUGCUGACUGGUCUGAGGUGUUAACGUCCGUAGUGCAACUGAUUAAAUUCAUUUGUAACAAUAUCAUGUAUAAGAUAAUGUCGAUCUCGUUACGUAGAGUUGAUUAUAUCAUGCUGGCUUCUUUCCGAGGGCA
Messenger RNA from Oryza brachyantha (malo sina), 1293 nucleotides. Its product is annotated as protein LIKE COV 2-like. The transcript has 8 exons. The coding region runs from base 148 to 927 and encodes 259 amino acids. The record is from RefSeq and is a predicted model, not a curated record. Gene Ontology annotation, cellular component: Golgi apparatus. Lineage: Eukaryota; Viridiplantae; Streptophyta; Magnoliopsida; Poales; Poaceae.